AGCAAAUUAUCAACAAUAUUGCUUGUAGUUGGUUUCAAUUGUAUUUUUACGGAUUGUAUCCAAAAUAGAAAAUAAAUUCGAUUCGUUUCAAUGAGCUAAAAAAAGUUCAGAAUGUCGAUUACCAAUUCGUGUCGGUUGUGUUUGAGCAUAAACAAUGGCAAUCACCUGGAUUUAUUCAGUGUCAAUGGAAUGGAAAUGAAAAUGUGCGAUAUUAUUGCCGAACAUUUCAAAUGCGAGGUCAACGUGUUAGAUUCGCUACCGAAUUUUGUGUGUCAAUCGUGUUGGCAGAUAACGGAAACAUUUCAUGAAUUGUAUCAAAGGUCAAAAAAAGCACAAGAAAAUCUAUUCAAUCGACCGAUUAAACUCGAACCCGAUAUCCAUGAGCCAUGUUCAGGUCAUAAAGACGAUGAUUAUAUGGAAGAACAACUGGCAUUUUGGCCUGUAAAAGUCGAGGCGAAUUCGGAAAUAGAACACAAUGCAAAUGAUUUGACGACAAACCCGAAUGAUGAAUCCGAUUCAAAUGGCAAUGAUCCAAUUUUUGAUGAAAAUACUAAUGAUGAGAAUAGCAGUGAGAAGAUUAGUAGCGAAGAUAGUGAAGUCGAGGCAUCUGGUUUUGAAGAUAUCAAACAUCAAACGAAGAAAAAACCAACUGAUACUACCGAUAAGCCAAAGCGAAAAAGAGCUCGAAAGAAGGAAGUCCAAGCCAAGUUUGAGAAAUUGUUUGCCGAACAUAAGCAAUUGUUGGAUAUGUCAUGCGAUUUAUGUCCAACUAUAUUUGAAACACUUUUCGAAGCUCAAGAACAUUAUGCAAAAGAGCAUAAGAAUUCACGCGGAUAUAUAAAAUGUUGUGGCCAACGGCUUAUCUAUCAAUGUCAUGUGGUGAAACAUUUAGAACGUCACGUUGAACCUGAGAAGUAUAAAUGUUCACAAUGCGGCAAAGUAAUUUUAUCUGAAACUCAAUUCGCAAAACAUAUGAGAAAUCACACGAUGCCCAAUGAGAAAACAAUAUCGUGUAGCAUUUGUAAGAAAUUGUUCACCUCAGAGGUUGGCCUAAAACAUCAUAUGAAAGGACACACAGAACGAAAUGAAGCUGAAGACAGCCAAAUGGUGAAAUUCAUAGCGGAAAAUUUCGACAUGAAAUGUGAUCAUUGCGAGACAGUAUUUAAUGGAUUUUAUGAUGCACGUCGUCAUUACAAGGAAUUACAUAACGACGACAAAGGCUAUAUUAAAUGCUGUAAUAUAAAAUUAAGGGAAUUAUGCCGGGUUCGGGAGCACGUGCUAUCACACUUGGAUCCGGACUGUCUGAAAUGUGAUACAUGUGGUAAAACAUUUCAAACUGGAGUACGGUUGACCCGACACAAGCGCCGUCAUAGGAUGUCUAUAGAAAAAAGGUACAUAUGUCAUUUCUGUGGAAAAAGUUGUAUCGAUAAACAUGCGAUUACACGACAUUUAUUUUCGAAUCAUGUUACUUCAGAGCCAGAAUAUGAGUGCGAUGUUUGUCCCAAAAAAUAUCAUCUGGCCUCAAUGUUGAAAUAUCAUAAAUAUUCGGUGCACCGAGAGAGAAAACCGAAUUUUUGUUGUGAAAUUUGCGGAAAAGACUUUUAUGUGAAAUUCCAUUUAGAUAAACAUAUGCUACAUAAACAUACAGAUAAAUCAGAACGACUAAUUGAACGAAAACAAUGUGAAUAUUGUGGUGAUUGGCUUCUGAGCAAAAGUAACGUCUUUUAUCAUCAUCAAAAACACACGACUGGUAUCCAAAAAUGUAAUCACUGUCAAAUGGAAUUUCCAAAUCGAAUUGUUCUACUCGGUCAUAUUCGACAACAUCAUCGUGAACACAAAUUUAAAUGUAGCUAUUGCGGAAAAUCGUUUGCAAAUGCUUCAAAAAUGAAGACACACGAAGAGUCUCAUACACGGCAUAAAAUUUAUCAAUGCAAAUUUUGUCCGAAAACGUUUCAGAUUCAAAGUUCCAGACAAACGCACACACGAAGAAAUCACCCAGAAGCAAUAAAACAAAAAGUAUUGAAAUAAAACAAUGGAUUUUCUUUUCAAUUGAUUAUAUAUGUUAAGUUAGUAAAUGUUCUUGUAUCGUUUCUGUAAAAUUGAACGAAAAAUAAACGAAAAAAACACAUCUGACAA
Contarinia nasturtii (swede midge) is the source of this 2136-nucleotide messenger RNA. Its product is annotated as zinc finger protein 883-like. The record is from RefSeq and is a predicted model, not a curated record. Gene Ontology annotation, molecular function: RNA polymerase II transcription regulatory region sequence-specific DNA binding; DNA-binding transcription factor activity, RNA polymerase II-specific; zinc ion binding. Bases 112 to 2028 code for a protein of 638 amino acids. NCBI's taxonomy places the organism in Eukaryota, Metazoa, Arthropoda, Insecta, Diptera, Cecidomyiidae. The transcript is spliced from 9 exons. Gene Ontology annotation, cellular component: nucleus. Gene Ontology annotation, biological process: regulation of transcription by RNA polymerase II.